Linum trigynum is the source of this 2147-nucleotide messenger RNA. NCBI's taxonomy places the organism in Eukaryota, Viridiplantae, Streptophyta, Magnoliopsida, Malpighiales, Linaceae. The record is from the annotation of a GenBank genome assembly.
GGUCAGGACCUAAAGAACGCCAAAAAAAUAAUUUGUCGAGGUUUGCUCUAUGAAAAGGAGCUGGUUCUGUUUGGUAGUCAGGUUAGGGUUGCAGACUAAGAAAGGAGAAUUUUUCAUACCGACUUACUGAAUUCCAUUUUGGCUUUUCUCCCAUUUUGACUGUUCUGUAUUCAUAUUUUCACUCAUUAUCUUAUCACUUAUUUUCAUUCAUCAAGUGCUGUCCUCAUAUUUUAUCAUAAAUAUUUAUUUUUAUUUUAUUUUCUUCAAAUAACACAAAUUAGAUCGGCCUGCUUUGACCUGUAACCGAGCGGGUAUUCACUUAUAGAGCUACAGUUAUAGAGUGAUUGAAGGACAUGACACAUACAAGCUACAGCAGCACAAAUGAAUGUUUGGCAUUCUCUUCGUAAUGAUACACAAUGACAAGAAUGGCAUGGCAAAUUCUGAUACUAUCUAUCACCUAUGCGGAAGCGGCUUCUGCAGGUCGCUUGGCCUCCAAUGUCUUCUCGUACUCCUCAAUGGACUUGAAGAGCUCGGAGAAGUUGCCCUUCCUGAAUCCCUGAUAGAGCUCCGGAUUAAGCUCUAUCGGGAGAUUGGGAAUUAGGGAUCAACUAGGGAUUGAUCCGGGAAAUUGGGGAAUUGAGAGACGGUGAAUUUGGGUGAUUGGAAUGAGAAGAGAGGAGGGAAAGAGACUGCUGCCAAUCGGCAGCUUGGAGGAAGAAGAAGAAGGCUCGGCGGCCUAGAGAGGAAGAGAGAGAGAGAGAGAGUGCAAUUAGUAUUUAGGUUUAAUCUUUGCUUACCUUUACCUACGUAAAACAAUAGUUUAAAUACCCAAACACAAUUACCUACUAACUACCCCAACUUAUUAAUCCCCCCAAUUAUUUCCCAAUAACCAAAAUAAACCCGAACUAAAUAAUUCAAACCGACAUAAAUCCCAAAUAAGUAAAACGCCUAUCAAUCCCCCAAAACCACCCUUCUGGAACUCUUUCCCUGCCUCAUCCUUCAUCGUGCUCCCCACUCUCUGUAUUAUCUCGAUGAAGAUGUUCGGCCUGUCAAACACACAACAAAUUCCCAACUCGCUCGCUCAAUUUUCACAAGAGGUGCGAUAACAUACAAAAAUAUAUAGGACAUAGCCUCUUGCUCCAUGGUUAAGCUAAGAGGUAGCAGAAGAUACCACAGAUCUCAUACUCCAGACAAACACCACUGCUACAAAAUGGAAUUUAGUAAGUUGAUAUGAAAAAUUCUCCUUUCUUAGUCUGCAACCCUAACCUGACUACCAAACAGAACCAGCUCCUUUUCAUAGAGCAAACCUCGACAAAUUUUUUUUUUUUUUUUUGGUGCUCUUUAGGUCCUGACCCAGAAGCCCAAUUUCUCUCGAUGGUAUCUACUUUCUUGUACUUUACCAAUUUCAGCAUCGAUUGAAACUCUACCUUCCUCGUUUAUCAACUUACUAUACCUAUCUUUGUUCCCGAUAAGCAAGAAAAAGGAAGCCGCGCAGGAGACCCAAUGUAGAGAAUCGUAUUAGGGCUAGCUACCUUUCCAUGUUUUAUUAUGAAAUUUUGGUUCGAGGAUUGAAAUUUGGAAAAAUGGGGACGCAUUAGUGGAAACUAGAAAGGCUACGUUUCAUUUUCCCCUGGAAGUCUCUCCCCAACACUCUAAUUUCGUAGACUUUUUGCAAUAGAAAAGUGAAAAGGAAAGAAAUGGGCCUGUUGGAUACAGAAGCAUAUCCGAGCUUGUUUGGAUACUCUCUAGUAUUGGCUCAUCAUCAUCCAACCCUCCUGCUACCUUGUGCAUUUGUUUUGUCCAGUGCAUUGCUGACUUCAAGAGUUAACUUAAGGUGGUGUAAAAUGUUGAUGCGGAUAAAUCUCUAAACCAACGUUUCCUACUCCUUCGAAAUUACCUGGAGAACUAAGAUAUUUCUCAUUGCAUAAGAUUAUUUUUUAAUGGCGUUUGACGGGGUGUCUUUGGAGGUAUCCACAAAGUCAUAUACUACAUGCCAAGAAAGACUCAAAUUCCUAGAGGUCUUGCAAAAUUCUAAAAACCAGAACCAAACAGUAGUUACAUCAUUCUGACAAGUUUGAGAGAGUAUAAAGGAGGAUUGAAUAUUGAGGAUGAAACUUUCAAGUAUGUAAUGAAGUAUUGGGUAAAGA